Molecule: messenger RNA, 1100 nt
Organism: Contarinia nasturtii (swede midge)
Lineage: Eukaryota; Metazoa; Arthropoda; Insecta; Diptera; Cecidomyiidae
Product: zinc finger matrin-type protein 2
Exons: 2
Coding region: 139-738 (199 amino acids)
Biological process (GO): mRNA splicing, via spliceosome
Cellular component (GO): U4/U6 x U5 tri-snRNP complex; spliceosomal complex
Molecular function (GO): zinc ion binding; nucleic acid binding
Source: RefSeq, a predicted model, not a curated record
AGAUGUGAAUGUCAAAGCCUAAAACAAUAAAUAGAAAAACACCAUUGACCAAAAUAGUAACAAAAAUUCAUAAAAAAAGGACCAGAAAUUCUAUUUAAAGUACAUUUAAAUACCUCCACCGCAACAAAAACUCCAGCCAUGUCGAUGCGUCCAGAUGAUCACCGUCGAAAGUGGGAUCGAAAAGAGUAUGAACGUAAGGCACAAGACCGUCUCAAGGCAAAAGAUGAUGACGGCAAAGAUGAUGAAGCGCCCGUAUUUCGGGAGAUGUUAAAACGUCGUGAUUAUAAAGUCGAUUUGGAUAGUAAGCUUGGUAAAAGUGUUGUUAUCAGUAAAACAACCCCGUCUUCACAGUCAGGCGGCUACUAUUGUAAUGUAUGCGAUUGUGUGGUUAAAGAUUCGAUAAACUUUCUCGACCAUAUCAAUGGAAAGAAACAUCAACGCAAUUUGGGAAUGUCAAUGAAAGUGGAACGCUCUUCUUUGGAUCAAGUUAAAGAGCGAUUUCAACGGAAUAAAAAGAAGAUGGAGGAGAAGCAAAAAGACUAUGAUUUGGAUGUUAAAGUGCGCGAAGCAAAAGAAGAGGAAGACAGAUACAAAGAAUAUAAAAAAGAAAAGAGAAAAGAACGCAAACGAAAAGCUGACGGUGAACCUGAUGGGGAUGAUGAAACGGCUGGAAUGUCGAGUGAAAUGGCCGCAAUUAUGGGUUUCGCUGGUUUUGGCGGAGGAAAGAAAAACAAUUAAAUUUACAUUUUAUCGGAACUUUUUUUGGUGUUAUCAGGUGUAAGUAAUAAAAGAGAAAUCGAGACAAUUACAUAUUUUAACAUUUUCCGCCGAAAAUAAUUUUUACAAAACAUACUUGAUACACAUAAAUUCUCUUUAAUAAUAAAGCCUAUUUUACCAACACCACCACGAUGUUUCAGCAGAAGUUUUCAAAGUUUUACCAACAAAGCACAGAUAAAAUGGGCUCAUGUUUUUGGGAGUGUUUUGACAAAGUUAAUGAUUUUAAUGAUAACCGAAUUUCACUCUGUACAAUUUUCGCCAAUGCAUAUACACACGUACAGAUUAAUGAGAGUUUUAUGAAAAUAAAAAUAUAAAAUCAAGAA